Liolophura sinensis is the source of this 1775-nucleotide messenger RNA. RefSeq names its product G patch domain-containing protein 3-like. The transcript is spliced from 6 exons. Gene Ontology annotation, molecular function: nucleic acid binding. NCBI's taxonomy places the organism in Eukaryota, Metazoa, Mollusca, Polyplacophora, Chitonida, Chitonidae. The record is from RefSeq and is a predicted model, not a curated record. Gene Ontology annotation, biological process: negative regulation of RIG-I signaling pathway; negative regulation of type I interferon production; positive regulation of DNA-templated transcription.
GUUGACAGACGUUGGGGGUUUCCCCGAACUAAAGAUGGCGGGUAGUGCGGAGUCGAGCGAAGAACUUGUUUACGCAGUGAUAGGUAACAUACCGCCUGAUUAUCAUUCCUCGGACUUGAGAAAUUAUUUCUCUCAGUUCAUCGAAGGUAAAGGCUUUCAUUGUUUUCAUUUCCGACAUAGGCCCGAGCGCAGAAAAGAUGAAAACGCGACAUAUGAUACAACAACAACAUCACCCUGGUCGCAAAAACUUGAACAAGAUGAUACUAAGUCACGAAAGAAAGCGAAGAAAACAACGUGCUGCGUAGUGCAAUUGAAAGAGUCAAAACUAAAGGAACUUAUCCAGAUGUACCACAAGAAGCAUUGGCUUGAUAAGAAAGGAGAAUCCAUCGCUAGCCUGUGCAUCAUUUCAAAAUAAAAGUUGAAUUCUGUAGACUUGACGCAGGUGUACAAGACUCGACACGAGCAGAGAAAGAUCCCGGCAGAGAGAGAAGAAUUCACGGCAGAAGAUUUACACAAACUAGCUGAACUUCAUCCACCUGAUAUCAUGCCAAACGGGAAUGUCGGUACUCCCACAUUGGUGUUUUUAGAGUUUAUAAGACAGUGCAGAUUACCCCCUGCUGUGAUCAAGAAACUUGGACUCUCCUUCCCCAAAACAAGAACUAACAAAAAAUAUGGGAGUGUUCCAUUUAAUUAUGGUGGUGAGCUGGUGGAGGAGGCAGAUUUUUCAGAAGAAGGUGAAGACACUGUUGUAAAGACAGCCGAUGGGAAAGAAAUUCACAGUGAAGGGACGGUAACUGUAAAUGCCCUGGAAGAAGAAACACUCUUCCAUGGAGACACGUCAGGAAAAUCUGCCUCAAAAGGAAAAAGAACUGAAAAGGAAAAGCGAAAGCAGAUGAUGUCAGAAAGGAUUGAAGAGAAGAUGAUUGACAGAGAGAAAGGCGAUCAAUCUGAGGAGGAUAAUGAUUCCUGCGAGGAAUGGGAGCGUCAUGAGGCACUGUAUGAUGAUCCAACCAAUCAGGAGAGGAAUAAGGAGCGAUUGUUUGAGGAGGAAAUAGAAUUAAAAUGGGAGAAGGGUGGUAGUGGGUUGGUCUUCUACACGGACGCACAGUACUGGGAUGCUAAAGAAGGAGACUUUGAUGAGAAGACGGCUGAUGACUGGGAUGUAGACAUGAGUGUGUAUUACGACCCAACAGGUGGGGACAUGGACUCGCGAGACUUUGUGAGGAUGAGACAGGAGCAGAGGCGAAGGAACGGCACUGAAGCGACCGACUCUCAGACAGCAGGGAUAGGUCGAUUCGAGCUUCACACAAAAGGCUUUGGCCGCAGGAUUUUAACCAAACAAGGAUGGAAGGAUGGGGAAGGAUUGGGUUCCACUAUCACAGGGAUGGCUGAGGCUUUGGAGAAUGAGGGGCAAAACCCAAAAGACAGGAAGGGAUUCGGGUACCGUGGUGAGAAACUGGUGCGUUACGCAGGCAAAAAGCGAAGAGCCCAUAAAGACGUGAUAAUCUCCACGAUUUAUGAUGACCCGGCAGAAACUGACCCCACAGAACCAUUGCUCAGGCGACACGAACCCUAUGGGCUGAAGUAUCGAGAGAAGAUUGUGUUCACAAAGGCGUCAAAAGAAUCUGACGGGGACAGAUGACAGCAGUCAUAGUUCAGGAAAGCAACCAGAUAGUUUUUGUACUCGUCCUGACAGUUGAUUGGCUGAAGCUGGCAUUCCUCAGCAGCUGAAAUAUUUUUUGUACACUAUCUUUUAUUAAAAGUGUUGAAAUUUA